AUGACAACUGUUGCAUCCACAGCUUAUGCUCUUUAAAUAUUACUAAUUUAUUAUUCACUUAAUCAAAGUAUUACAUUGUUAAAAAAAAGUCCAUUUACGUGUAAGAAAUGGAGAAUAUUUUUCGCAAUGAUGAAACGACAAAAUGAAGAUGAAGACUUGGAAAGCAGUUUCUUGGAUGUCCGUGAAUGGUCACCUGUGUUUUACAACUAUUCGAACGCGUCAGAGUUAAAUGGCACAGGGCACGAUUUUCUUGACCUGUCUCGUGCUAUUCCACUCGGUUUGGUUUUGGGAACUUUUAUAAUCUUCGCUGUGGCUGGAAACAUCUUGGUGAUACUCUCAGUGGUGUGUUACAGGCACUUAAGAAGUCCAACAAAUUAUUUAAUCGUCAAUCUUGCGAUCGCCGACCUGCUCCUGGGCACCAUCGUGUUACCCGUGUCAGCCACAUUGGAGAUAUUAGGCUACUGGGUCUUUGGAAGGAUUUUCUGUGAUGUCUGGGCAGCCGUUGAUGUGUUGUGCUGCACCGCAUCCAUAAUGAGCCUGUGCGUAAUCUCCAUCGACCGUUAUAUCGGAGUGAGCCAUCCUCUACAGUACCCCAAUAUCGUAACGGGACGCAGAGCUAUCCUGGCCAUGCUCGGGAUUUGGAUCCUGUCUCUUGUGAUCUCCAUUGGACCCCUGCUUGGAUGGAAGGAGCCCCCGUCACCGGACCACAGGGUUUGCGCAAUAAACGAGGAACCCUUUUACGCACUGUUCUCAUCGCUCGGUUCCUUCUACAUUCCUUUAAUUGUUAUUCUGGUCAUGUACUGUCGUGUUUAUGUAGUGGCCAAACGCACGACAAGAAAUUUGGAGGCCGGUGUGAAGACAGAGGCGAUGAAUUCUGGUGAAAUAACGUUAAGGAUUCACAGGGGUUCGCAGCAGCAUGAGGACACCGGUUGCUCAUCCAGGGGUCGCACGCAUCAGGGGCGGAAUUCUCUGACUGUGAAACUUUUGAAGUUUUCGAGGGAGAAGAAGGCAGCUAAAACCUUGGGGGUCGUGGUUGGCAUGUUUACGCUGUGCUGGCUACCAUUCUUCCUCACAUUACCGAUCGUCUCAUUCAAUGUCAGUCUGCGGCCUCCUGACACCAUCUUCAAAAUCAUUUUCUGGCUCGGUUACUUCAACAGCUGCCUGAACCCUAUCAUCUAUCCUUGCUACAGCCGGGAGUUCAAGAACGCUUUCGUCCUCAUCCUCAAAUGCAGAUGUCACCACAGGAGGCGACUGGGUUGGAGAGCUUAUAACUACCAAGGCUCAUACAUCAGCUCUAUCUACUCACGGCAAGACUCGAAGGACUCAGUGAGCUACGGCAGUUACCUAAAUGGAAGCCAAAGGACCCUGUUUUCUGCCAGCACUAGCCCCAGUUACCACUCAAAAGGUCUGUCACAUUUCCAGGAUGAUGUAUCUAGACACCCCCGGAGCAGGACACCUUCAGUGUUAUCUGAGAGUAUUUUGGAUCAUCAUCUUGAGCCUGUUGAGGAAGAUCCAAGCCAGUUCUUAGGUCACACAGAUCAGCCAGAUAUAGGAGAUUUCCCUCAAGUGCAAGAAAACAAUAAGGAUGUGGACAUGGAGGGUGAUAUGUCGCUUUGAAAAAAGUUCAACUGACUUCUGCUUUAUUGAGAUGUCCCGCUCUUUAAAACCCCAGCUUAUAAAAGCAUCAAGGAAUCUGAAAAUCAGCUAACCAUCUAACCUACAAAAUGACAAAGCAUUAAAAAAAGCAUGAAAAAACAGGCCCACCCCUUGACGUUUUUCAGGUGGGUUUUCUCAGGACAGUUAGUCCAUCAGGUUUAAGGGACAAUGUACGUGUGAUGUCGAGAAACACAAUUUCUUUUAAUAGAAUGGAUUUUUGAAUCCAACCUUAUAUACAGCAUGUCGCUAAUGUACAGCACAUUGUGAAUAUUGUGGCAUUCUUAAUGACCAACAUUAAAGCAAU
Messenger RNA from Triplophysa dalaica, 1960 nucleotides. It is a transcript of the gene adra1bb, whose product is annotated as adrenoceptor alpha 1Bb. NCBI's taxonomy places the organism in Eukaryota, Metazoa, Chordata, Actinopteri, Cypriniformes, Nemacheilidae. Gene Ontology annotation, cellular component: membrane. Bases 127 to 1617 code for a protein of 496 amino acids. Gene Ontology annotation, molecular function: alpha1-adrenergic receptor activity. The record is from RefSeq and is a predicted model, not a curated record. The transcript is spliced from 2 exons. Gene Ontology annotation, biological process: positive regulation of cytosolic calcium ion concentration; adenylate cyclase-activating adrenergic receptor signaling pathway; cell-cell signaling.